AUGGCAACCCAAUAUUGGCACAACCCCCGCUACAAGCUGAAGCGAUACCAGGUGAUAGUCAAGGUGAGAUACCACGUCGACCUUCUCACGUUCACCAAGCUAAUUACGCGACUUCAAGAUGUCCCAAUGUCGGAAGGCGUGACUAGCGAGGCAAACAUAAAGCAGGAUAGCGCGACUCCUGGGCCAGGUGCCACCGCUUCCGAAGGCACUGAGGCGCUACAAGCAGACGCAGCGGCCAACGCUGAUACGGAAAUGGGUGACAUGCCAGCUCCUGGUUCCAAGGGAAUUGGUGCUGAGAGCGACGGUGCCACUGAUAACCAAGAAACCAAAUCGAAAGAGAACGUCGAGUCAGCGGCCCGCGAGCACCUCGUCUCUCAAGCUCAUGCGAUUGUCCUGCCUAGCUACAGUACAUGGUUCGACAUGAACAGCGUUCAUGAUAUCGAACGGAAGGCGAUGGCCGAAUUUUUCAACAAUCGAAACAGAAGCAAAACCCCCGCUGUUUACAAAGAUUAUCGCGAUUUCAUGAUCAAUACGUACCGCCUGAACCCAGUAGAAUACCUAACCGUCACAGCUUGUCGCAGAAACUUGGCUGGUGACGUCUGCGCCAUAAUGAGGGUGGAUGCCGAACAACGGCCAUCGCAUGUUGGUCCCCCCUUCACAGGUCAUUUCAAGAUUAUAUGUGAUACACCACGCGGUCUUCAACCGUGGCAGCCAUCUGCCGAUCCCAUCGUCCUGGAAGGGAAAAAGAACGUCGAUACUGAUAAAAAGUCAGCCUCGAAUGCUGGGGCUAAAAGCGAUCUCAACCUUGAGAUUGGUCGCAAUAUCUAUGAAGCUAAUUCGAAGGGAUUGUCGGUGAACAAGACUGAGACCAAAGCCAACGGAGAGACACCAACUACAAACGGCGUGUCUGGUACAGAGGAUGCAACCGCGUCUGCGAUCACCAAGGUCAACUGCCACCAAUGUGGCAACGACUGCACCCGGGUUUAUUAUCACAGCAACCAAACCGACGCCAGUUCUAAAGCCAAGUACGACCUCUGUCCCAACUGCUUCACAGAGGGUCGUCUACCAGCGAAUCAUACGUCAAGUAUGUAUUCAAAGACGGAGAAUCCGACUUACACAUCUAUCGUGGAUCGGGAUGCGCCUUGGACUGAUGCCGAAAUUCUUCGUCUACUCGAAGGCUUGGAACGAUUUGAUGACGACUGGGGAGAGAUUGCUGAUCACGUUGGUACGAGGACACGGGAGGAAUGUGUGCUCCAAUUCUUACAAUUGGAUAUUGAAGAGAAGUAUUUAGAUUCGGAGCUACCUAUCAGUGCACCUACCGGCUUGUCUAUGCUCGGGGCACAACACGGUCAUCUGCCCUUCAGCCAAGUAGACAAUCCAGUGAUGUCUGUUAUUGGAUUUCUGGCAAGUCUAGCGGACCCUGCAAGCACCGCCGCGGCUGCCAAUAAGUCAGCCGAUGAGUUGAAGAAAGGUUUGCAAAAACAAUUGAACGGCAGUAAACGCAAUCAAGAGUCCAAUGGUGCAAGCAAUGGUGGCGAGAAGGCAUCUAGUGUGUCCAAAGAACAAGACCAAGCACAACAUGGAGGCGAGUCGAUGGAUGUGGAUAUGCGUCAUGAGGUGACCACAACCACCACGACCACCACGAAGAACCGAUCACUUGCAUCCAUACCUUUGGCGUCCAUUGGAGCUCGCGCAGCGGGAUUUGCUUCCCAUGAGGAACGAGAGAUGACACGACUUGUCUCCGCUGCUACAAACGUAACAUUGCAAAAGCUGGAGCUAAAAUUGAAAUACUUUAAUGAGAUUGAAGGUAUUCUUCGAGCAGAAAGGCGUGAUUUGGAACGUGGUCGACAGCAAUUGCUCUUGGACAGGUUGGCUUUCAAGCGCCGGGUAGGCAGAGCCAUGGAGAGUUUGAAGACAGCAACUAGCAUAGGUGGCGACCAAGGCAUUCGCAUGGCACAAGAAGCUCUUCUACCUGAUGGAGAAAGGUUGGGUUUCCAACCCGUAACUGGAGAGCCAUCUGUCCAAGCACCGAGUAGCAAUGGACAAAUGAAAAGCUACGAAGCAUAA
Messenger RNA from Metarhizium acridum CQMa 102, 2067 nucleotides. NCBI's taxonomy places the organism in Eukaryota, Fungi, Ascomycota, Sordariomycetes, Hypocreales, Clavicipitaceae. The record is from RefSeq and is a predicted model, not a curated record.